CCUGCCAGAGCCUGGUUGGCGCCCAAAAAGCCUUGCUGCAGGGAACGGCGACGAACGAGAGCGAAGAGGACUCGACCAAGCCUGCCCAUCCAUCCAUGGAACCGCCUGAACUGAUCGGCUGCAAAAAGGAUCCCAUCUUGCCAAUCUACUGGUCAAACGACCAAAAUAAAGGCACGGCGCACUACUGUAGUGUAAGACCCUGAGCACCCCCUUUGCCCUCUUUGACCUUCUCCUGCUACCAAGAACGACCCCCUCGUCACCCUCGCCCUCGCCCUCGCCCUCGUCGCCGUGCUCCCGAGCCCCGGGGUCGACAAGCCUCUGAGUUGCUUUUCGGUUCCUUUUUUUUGUUCUUUCUUUUAUUAGCGCCCCAGCCCUCGCCAAACAAACCCACCACCCACGCGCACUGCCCUACCCGCUCGCUGCGCCCCUCACUCUUCCCCCCUUUCUAGGCGGUUCCAGCACGGCCACCCAAUCCUCCCCUGCAGCUCUGGUUGGGCUGCCUGCCCUUUGGCGCCGAUCAGAAGACACCGCACCAGGGCGACCCGAAGCCCGACGAUACGCUAACGCCGCUGGUUGUUGCUGCGGCUGCUGCUGUUUCUGCUGCUCCUCCUGGGCGGCUUCAUAACCCCCCUCUUUCGUGCGCUUCGUACGCAGUUUGUGCAACUCUCCCCCUCUUCCUCACCCCUCGACUCUCGCGGCAGCCUCUCGAGAAGCAGCUUCUUCUACUUCUUUCUUUAUUCUUGACGCCUGUGUUUGUUUCCGGCCCGCUCCGAGAAACCAUUUGUCACCCCCUGCCCAACGCAGGUCGCGAUACCCAAACCCCUUUUUGUGGAUCGUCUCGGGCGAAAGCGAGACCCAGAGAGCAACAGUCUAGGACUUGUCAGGUCACGCCUCGCUACCCAAACCCCGCAAUCAAAACCCAGGCCCCCCGUUUCGUCUGGUUCCGCCACCACAAGAAGACGGACACGACCAGACCGCUCCAAAAGAAACGGACGCCAUCUGGACUAGACAACUCAACCUAGCUCACGCGCCGCGCGCAAAAACGACAAGAAGCGGCUUCACGCCUGCUUUUAGCAACCUGAGCACUUUCAGACACCCACGCCAAGAAAGAAGCGCACUCAGAGUGCCCGAUCAGAAACAAGAACAACAACAACAAAAGAGUCUGCAGAAGCGUGUGCGCUCUGCCCACCCCUUUAGUCCAUAAUGGCCGACCGGCGGGAUUUCUACGAUGACCGCGACACCUUUUACACCACCGGGUCGGGCGCCCCGCCCCAACGCCGUGGUGGUGGCUCAGAGGCAAAUGUCUACGAGCGCUUCGAAGAGGUCAGGAGAGAGGAGGGCCCGACCCGCAGCCGAGUCCAAGUCCGCGAGCGCGAGCGCGAGCGUGAUGAUGACUCACGGCUUCCCAACUUCUUGAGGGACGAGCGCCGUGGCCCGGUCAGCGCCGCUCCCGCUGACACCUCUGGCGCCAUGGUCCUGCGUCAGCGCGAGAUCGAGACUGUUUCCCGACCCCGACCCCGCUCGCCCAGCCAGGUCCGCUUUGAGGAGCGCACCCAGUACGUCCGCCGCGCCCGCAGCCCGAGCCCUUCUAUGGUGUCGGAGCCCCUACCCCCGCCGCGCCGCGAGCGUGUCGAGAUCCGGCAAUUCGAGAGGAGGAGGUCACCGUCGCCGCACCCCAUUCGCGGGAGGUCGCCUUCGCACGAGCGCGAGCGUAUCCGCAUUAUUGAGCGUUCGCGCUCCAGGGAGCGAAUCCCCAGCCCUAGCCCAUCGCCCCCGCCGCCUCCCGCCCCCGCUGUUCCCGAGGUGAUUCGUGGGCCGACCAUCGAGAGGGAGGUUAUCACCCACUACAGGAACAUUGACCACGGCGUCGUCCAGGCUCGUCCUCCGCCGCCCCCUUCGCCCGCCCCGCGGCCGAUUCUGAAGCAGCGCGAGGUGGAGAUCACACGUGACACCGACAUUGACAUCACGCGCACCCGUGGCCGCAAUGAGGUGGACAUUAACAUCCGCCGCCGGUCAGUUUCGCGCGAGAGAGGUGCUCUCGUCGUGGCCAAGAGACGCUCGCCGUCCCCCGAGCCGCUGCCGGCUCGGCGUACCUUUGACGAUUUUGAUCACCGGCACAAGUUGCGUGUCGACAUCGACGAUCGUCAUCGGUCUACCAGCGUUAGUGCCGAGCACACGCACCAUGGCCACCGCCGCUCUCACAGUGCCCUGCCCGACUACCGCGAUGAGAGCGAGCGUAUUACGUCCCGCAUCGACGCGCGGGGCCGCAACGGCGAGGCCUAUGGUGGGGCUACGCGCGACUGGACCAUUGUCGACGUGCCCCCGGGCACGGAGCGCGUCCGCAUGGAGGGCGCGGGCGGCGGCGCGGCCGACGUGACGUGGGAGCGGUACAGCGGCGUACGCCGGGCUCGCUUUGUCCCCGAGCGUGACAGCGAGUCUAACGUGUCUUCCAACACGACCACGGUGACCAGCGAGCGCCCCCGCGAGCGUGUCGUCGAGACAAAUGACCGGCUCAACAUCUCGGUCUCGGACAAGAACCACGAGAUCGAGAUCGAGAAGACCUCGCGCGGGAGGGCCCCCAGACGUCCCAAGGCGACGGAAGAUAUGUGGACCGAGAUCACCAAGGACCUUGUCAUCCGCGAGGCCAUCGAGGAGAUGGGCUACGACUACGAGGAGAGGGGCCCGUUCUUUUACAUUAUGCAGUACCUGCAAUACGAGGACGUACUCCAGCUCGUUCAGCUCACGGACGAUAUACGCCGCCACCGCAGGCGCCACCUUCGCGAGAUUGAGUACGAGCGCGAAACGCGCGACAACCGCCACCGACGCCGUAGCAGCAAGUACGACUACGACCGCGAGCUCGUGGUUGGUGUCGACCGCGAGGUCGUCUACGACCGCCCUCCGGUGCGCGGCUACCUCAGCUAGAUGGACAAGAGCUCGAUGGGCAAGAGAGUUGUUCAGGAAUAAGAGAUGAAAGGGAAAAGCCUGAGCACCGUCGCGGUUUAAUCCUCGUCCGUGUUACGUUUACGCAUUCAUGACGAAGCACAAGAAUGUCUUUUUUUUUCCCUCCUUUUCCAUACUCACAAGCGAAGGAAACAUUCAUACAAGGGAUUGGUUGGAUGGGUGGUUGACGCUUCGAGUUUUUACGAUUGAUUUUUGGAUUACCCCCUUUGACGUUUUUGUUUUUUUACUCUUCCAUUUACGUUCCCACUUGCUUGUCUCUUUGCUGUUCCUUGUUUGCUUCUGCUUGUUUUCCUGACACAUCGCGGGUUCGUUUGGUCGUCCUUUUUAUUUAUUUAUCCGAUUUAGACAGGACGAAGCUAAAGACGGCAGCAAAGCACGUUACUCGGCGGCAUUGGGUUUGUGGUCCGAUCAAAGUUUGCCGGAUAUAUAUAACGAUUUACGACGAUAAUGGAUCAAAUAGUUUGCAAUA
Messenger RNA from Gaeumannomyces tritici R3-111a-1, 3430 nucleotides. RefSeq lists its product as hypothetical. The coding region runs from base 1204 to 2922 and encodes 572 amino acids. NCBI's taxonomy places the organism in Eukaryota, Fungi, Ascomycota, Sordariomycetes, Magnaporthales, Magnaporthaceae. The transcript is spliced from 3 exons. The record is from RefSeq and is a predicted model, not a curated record.